UGGCGCCGGCGCGCCAGCUGAUCAUUAUUCGUUCAUUCAUUUCUGAGGUGGAACUCUGAAGCCUUCAAUUGACAGAAUGACUAACGUUAGACGCAGUGGUCGCAUCACAUUACAAGCAAGAGAUGAGAACGCACCGGAACAGAAUGUAAAGAUCACACAAAAAAGAAAAUCUGAGCCAUCAAAAAAGAUGCCCGCAGUGAAGAAACAAAGCUAUGAAAUACAGAAACGGUGGUCAGAAGAAGGGGCAAGUCCAUGUGUACUUGUAGAAACGCCACACAAGGAGCUGGUGAUGACCAGAGACAUUUCUGGCUUCAAGCAGUUCCGAUUCAAGAACAUCUUCAUCAAGACCUCACCGCUGCCCUGCCUCAGCUGGGCCAGCUCAGAUGACGUGUGGAUUAAGAUGCUGAACAAGGAGCUGAAGUAUGUCCAUGACAAGGCCUUCCUACAGCAGCACCCCAAACUAAAGCCCAAGAUGAGGGCCAUUCUCCUGGACUGGCUGCUAGAGGUGAGUGAGGUGUACACUCUGCAUCGAGAGACUGCUUAUCUGGCUCAGGACUUCUUUGACCGCUUCAUGCUGACACAGGAUGAUAUGGUGAAGGACCGACUGCAGCUCAUAGGAAUCACAGCCCUCUUCAUCGCAUCUAAGAUAGAGGAAAUCUACCCUCCAAAGCUCCAUGAGUUUGCCUACGUUACUGACGGAGCCUGUGAGGAAGAAGCGAUCCUGGAGAUGGAACUUGUCAUGUUGAAGGCGUUGAACUGGAACCUGUGUCCAGAGACGGUGAUCACGUGGCUGAAGCUCUAUGCGCAGGUGGAAUCCCUAAAGGAUGGCGUCAACUUCCUUGUACCUCAGUUCUCUCAGGACACCUACAUCCAGAUCACACAGCUUUUAGACCUGGCCAUACUGGACAUCAACUCCCUGGACUACCAGUAUGGGAUACUGUCUGCUGCUGCCUUCUGCCAUUUUCUCUCAUUUGAUGUUGUCCACAAAGUAUCAGGUCUGACGUGGGAUAGUAUUGCUCCCUGUGUCCGGUGGAUGACCCCCUUCAUGCGCACGGUCAGCGCCUGUCCCAGAGCAGAGCUCAAGGACUUUAAUAAAGUGACGUCUGAUGACAGACACAACAUCCAGACCCACGUAGACUACCUGUCCAUGCUGAGUGAUGCUCACCAGAGGCAACCGGACAGCAAAGACAGACUAUCACCUGCUGCCAUAGGAGGGAUAUUGACUCCACCAAAAAGCACAGAGAAACCAGCCAAUCACUGAGCCCCAGGGUCUCCUCGUGUUGAUCUUCUGACCAACCAGAUGAAGGGAGAAUUCCCUAGAUCUCACGCCUGACCAGCCAGAGGCCGGGAAACCUAACUUCGGAACCUCAUCCUCACGUGACCAAUCAAAUUUGCUUUUGGUCAUAACUCACCUCUGUAUAGCAUGUUAAGAUAUUUAACUUUCUAUACCAUGCUGGAUAUCAGAGAAUAUAUGCAGUACAACCAUGGAAAUCAACUCAUGGUUACUAUAGACUUAUUUUGUCAAAUGAUUACAACAAAGACCAUGUUCUCGUAGUCUUAAUCCCCAGAAUUAGAAUUUUACGUGGAAAUCGUUUGAGGGGACUCAAGUCAAAUCUUCCUCCAUAGUAAAGCAAGUCUGCUGCUCUCCCUCUGUUACUUGAAGCUGAGUAUUUCAACAAAUGAGAUGUUUUGAUAGUUAAAAAGCUAAUUAUUUUAGGUGAAUUGGUACAUGAUACUCACAGUUGAGUUGCUUAACUCAGUCUCUUAACAUUGUUAUCAUAUGUAUCUGGUGCUGAAUAGUCUAAAUCUGGAUACUCCUGGACAUGCUAAGCCAUACAAUAACACUGAAAGCAGUCUUGAUGUUUGCUAUGGUGACAUUUCAGCUGUUUGAAAGGGUAGUGCAGGGUUAACUGUUUGCUAUAUGACCUUCUUAAACACUGUUUUUGAAGUUGCGUAUUUUCACCAUACUGUGAACGACUCAUUGUGCAUUCUCACGCCACAACACAUUCCUGGAAAACUUGACUUCAGUAGUUUGAUUUAGACCCUUUGGACCGACUUACAACUGUAUGUAAUUUUAACAUUGUAUUUAUUUGUUAAUAUAAGCCUUACAAUGUUUUUAUGUCCAUAUACAUCCAUAGGGCUAUGAAUUCAGGGCUUUAACAAUGCCAAAGGCAAACUAUUUAAGUCACGGGAUGCAUGUUAUUUAUGAUUUUGAUAUCUGUGAUUGGGGGGAUAACCCGGUAUAAUGCAGUUACAUAUGAAAUGUUGUAGUUUUGCGCUAGCCUCUCCGUGGUGCCUUAGUUCAACUAGUAUGACGAUGGUGUGAUGUAAAGACUUGAGAACCCAGAGGCUCCAGUGGAUGGCUCUAACCCAGUCUGUCCAGCAAACCUGUGACUGGCAACUGAAACCUUCAGUGUUGUGCCGAUGCAGCAGUAUACAAAGAACCAUGUUUAAACUGUAAAUAAAUUAAAUAGUAAUGUGUAUAUGGUAUGUACAUAAACUGAAAGUUCUGUUUUCUAAUGGAAAUGUAUUGAAUAAAUGAAAUAGAAAUG
Salvelinus fontinalis (brook trout) is the source of this 2552-nucleotide messenger RNA. It is a transcript of the gene ccne2, whose product is annotated as cyclin E2. Gene Ontology annotation, cellular component: cytoplasm; centrosome; cyclin E2-CDK2 complex. The transcript is spliced from 12 exons. Gene Ontology annotation, molecular function: cyclin-dependent protein serine/threonine kinase regulator activity. NCBI's taxonomy places the organism in Eukaryota, Metazoa, Chordata, Actinopteri, Salmoniformes, Salmonidae. The coding region runs from base 77 to 1261 and encodes 394 amino acids. Gene Ontology annotation, biological process: regulation of cyclin-dependent protein serine/threonine kinase activity; G1/S transition of mitotic cell cycle. The record is from RefSeq and is a predicted model, not a curated record.